Arabidopsis arenosa is the source of this 1256-nucleotide messenger RNA. The record is from the annotation of a GenBank genome assembly. Lineage: Eukaryota; Viridiplantae; Streptophyta; Magnoliopsida; Brassicales; Brassicaceae.
GUUUUUGAUGCAGAAAUCGACGAGUUGGUAAGUUGUUGUUGUCUGAUCUUAAUAAAGAUUCAACCUUUUUGGUCCGAUCAUGGCUGUUGCUGAGAAUGCUGGUGUCAAAGUGGACUCUUCGUCUGGUCAGAAUUUAGACAACAACACUGAUUCAGCUACCGAGACGAAGCCGCCAUGUCCUGAUGAUGAUCAGAGCCCUAAAUCUGACUCAUCGAAUCCUCCUACCAUCGAUUCCACUCCAGAAACUGACGAUCGGAUCAAUGAGACUGCUCUAAAGGGGCAGGCUUUAAAUGGGUUUAACAAAAAUGGUGAGAGAGAUAACAAUGGAGGGAGUCUCAAGAGUGAGAUCAAAGAUUUGGCUGAUGCUUUUUCUAAGCUUAAUCCCAUGGCUCAGGAGUUUGUUCCUCCUUCUCUCGCUCGAAGUCAAUCUGGGGUUUUGAGAAAUGGAUUAGGGUUUACUAACAAUUUUGCAGCCCCACCUAAACUUGCUGAUGGGAAUGAUCAUUUUCCUACAAGGAGAAGGAGUUUUGGCCAAGGGAAGCGAAGAAUUAACAAAAGAACAAGCUUGGCUCAGAAGGACGAUGUGAUCAGAAGAACUGUAUAUGUCUCCGACAUUGACCAACAGGUUACCGAGGAGAACCUCGCAGGUGUCUUUAUUAACUGUGGACAGGUUGUUGAUUGUCGUGUAUGUGGUGACCCAAAUUCUGUCCUUCGUUUUGCUUUCAUUGAAUUUACCAAUGAAGAGGGAGCUAGGGCUGCUUUGAGCAUGUCGGGUACUGUGCUCGGUUUUUACCCUCUUAAGGUUCUUCCUUCCAAAACCGCUAUUGCCCCUGUUAACCCGACUUUUCUUCCAAGAUCUGAGGAUGAGCGUGAGAUGUGCGUGAGGACUGUUUACUGUACCAACAUUGACAAGCGGAUCACUCAAAUUGACUUGAAAGGCUUCUUUGAAAAUCUUUGCGGGGAGGUUCAUCGUCUGAGGCUUGGAGACUAUCACCACCAAACCCGUAUUGCUUUUGUUGAGUUUGCGAUGGCGGAAAGUGCAAUUGCUGCGCUUCACUGCAGUGGUAUUGUCUUGGGGGCACUCCCAAUAAGGUUGUUGUUUUAGUGAUUACUAAAAACUUGAUAUAAUGAUAUCGAUCAAUAAUGUGAAACACAGCAUCGUUUUGGCUUCUACUUUUGAUCGUCGUUAUUUCGACUUGGCUAGCUCUUUACUUAAUUCUAUAUCUGGUUCAUUUGCAUAAAAUGUGACAUCUUUC